AUGGCAAUGAGAUCUAGCUCGUCGACAUUGACGCGUAAGACGCGAAGCGGCUGCCUUAGUUGCAAGUCUCGACGCGUAAAGUGCGACGAACAAAAGCCCUCAUGCUUGCGAUGUCUAUCAACUCACAGAAUUUGCGAGGGCUAUCACAACCCAAUUCAGCCCAACCUGACCUUCGACUCUUUACUUGACGAGGAGCGUCGAGCGUUUCUCUACUUUCGAAGCCAAACUGCGCACCGGAUCUUUGGUCACCAAGAUGCUAAUGACUGGAUGUCAACCCUAUUGCAAAUGGGCCACAGCGAAGUGCCGAUAAAGCACGCUUUGACAGCUAUCGCGUCAUUGCAUGAAAGUCAAGAGCCCCUUGGCGCGUCUGUGUCCGUCAGACGAUCCGAGAAACAUGCUCAGAUAACAGCACAAACCCUCGCCUUGAAACAUUACUCGGCAGCAAUAAAAGCCGUGCGAAGCGAGUCUCCUAAUAUGUCGUCGAGACCAGAGAUAAUCCUAGCGCUAUGCGUCCUUUUUAUUUGCUUUGAGCAAUUCCGAAGUGGUGAUGCCGCAUGUCUGCUUCACCUCAAGGCCGGCCUUAGGCUGAUAUACUGGUGGAGAUCUCGUACUAGCGCAUAUACUAAUCUGCAGGAAUACUCUCGCCCUACGCUGGAUUUCAUCAACAAUCACAUAACGCCGGCGUUGCAAAGGUUGCGCGUGCAGUUCUCGUUAUGUAUGGAUUCUCGUCACAAAUUGAUGAAUCUGGGGGUUCCACUCUGCUUACCACCACCUAAUGUCCCUUCAUCAUAUUCAUCGUUUAUAUCCGCUCGAAUUGACUUCGACAGAACUAUGAAUUACAUUUUGUCGUAUCUGGAAACGAGGCAGUCUUCCGACGGCGUGCUUCCGACGCAGUCCCCCAUGGCUGUUCUAUGUCGUUGGAAAACUUCGCUAGACGCUUCUACUUUCUCAGAAGAGCGUCCAGUGCUGCAGCGAUGUACUCGCAACUUGCUAGAGCUUUACUUUCAUGUCUCGGUCGUCAUCAUUGAAACUUAUCACGCCAAGACUGAAAGCAUAUUCGAUCAACACACCCCGCGCUUCGCAAUCAUUGUCGACCUUGCCGAAAAUAUUAGUAAUAUGUGCGUUGAAAAGUCGGAAAAUUUCAGCUUGUUGUUUAGUUUCGACUUGGGAAUUACCCCUCCCAUGUUUCUUGUCGCCUCCCGCUGUCGCCAACCCCUGAUCCGGAGAAAGGCUGUCGCGUUGAUGCUCCAGUCCCCAAUUUACCAUGGUGCAUGGCAGGAUCGCUAUUCUGGUCUCUGUGCCCAACGGAUCAUAGAAAUCGAGGAAGAGAAGAUCGAUGUUGUUAUGGACUCUAUCACGGUGCCUGAGGAACGGCGAAUACGAAAAGUCUCUGCCGACUUACAAGACGAACAAUCACACAUCAUCAUGCAGUUCAUGCGAUCGCCUUUCGAUGCCACCUCCCAAAUAUGCACCACUUCCGUCCCAUUGGCGUACUAG
This is a messenger RNA of Penicillium olsonii, 1497 nucleotides long. The record is from the annotation of a GenBank genome assembly. Lineage: Eukaryota; Fungi; Ascomycota; Eurotiomycetes; Eurotiales; Aspergillaceae.